ACUGCAAUCGGAAGGAGUUUGGACGAGAUGUCCACCAAAUCCGUAAAAGCCUUACGUCGUCAGUUGCCAAUGUCCCGCGACAAGAUGGACUGGAACAAGUUGGCCUCUUAUCAAGUUGGCAAUGAGUUGACCCGCCUGAGUUGCUCAAUUGGUGCUUCGGCUGCGGCAGCUGCUACUUCCUCGACCACCUCAACUUCUUGA
Rodentolepis nana is the source of this 201-nucleotide messenger RNA. The record is from the annotation of a GenBank genome assembly. NCBI's taxonomy places the organism in Eukaryota, Metazoa, Platyhelminthes, Cestoda, Cyclophyllidea, Hymenolepididae.